UAAAUAACUAGAAAAAUGAUUCAGUUCAUUUUUUGAUCUCGUUGACUGAUCGAGGUUACAGAGAUUGGUGUAAUCAAUAACCCAUAUCAACGCAGAACAAGAUAAAACGAGAGGACUUUCAUUGUCAAACAAAUGCAUAAUAAGCCAAUCCAAUCUUGCAACAAAUGAGAAGUGCAUGCACAUACCAGUGUUUUAGGCAUCUCAGAUUGUUAAAUAAUGGAUUUAGAAAUUCUAUUGAUAAAAUGUGUGAAGAAGGAAAGGCUUUUGUACGAUCCUAGAAAUGGAAAUUACAGCAACAGAAAUUUGAAGAUGAAAGUCUGGACAAACAUAGCACUAAUAUGUGGAAUGAGUUCAGGGUAUGAAGCGAAGGCUCUAUGGAAUAAAUUGAGAGCCUCCUAUCGUGCUAGCUUGAAUCGAAAUGGAGUAAGUGGUUGGAAGCAUGGAACACGAAUGAAAUUUCUCAAACCUUUUUUGAAAGACAUGAAUAGUGGAGAGGGGUCGUUCGCAACGAAUCCUGUGAAACAUUUUCCGUCUUAUCAAGAAUUCGUACCAACACCAUGUGGGUCAAAAAAUAAAUAUCCUGUAACACCAUCAUUCGAAAAAAAGAAUGAAACAUCAAUCCUGAAUUUUCAGGACGCGAAGAAAAAUGAGGAAAGAUCUAAUGGUAGAAAAGAAAUCAGAAAAACCCUUUUCGAAAAUGAAGACCCCCUAAAAGCAUUCUUUGUCUCCAUGUACAAUACAACGAAAAAUUUACCUGUGCCCCUCCAAAAGACAGUAAAAAAGGGGAUAUUUCAGAUUGUUAUGAAGGCUGAUGAAGCAGACGAAGAAUUCAUAACCUCCUUGUCAAAUUCGUUUGAUGUCCGGCAACCUGAAGCUUGCUUCUCGGACUCGGACUCGGACGAAUAUUCGUUCCCGAUGAUAACGCCCAAAAUAUCUUGUAGAGAAAUAAUUUCGAGCUGAUGAUGAAACAGGACCUCAUUUUCCUUGAAGUGAUUUCAAUGUCGUUAAUGUUUUCUUCAAUAGAUGCUGCGGUAUCAA
This is a messenger RNA of Coccinella septempunctata (seven-spotted ladybird), 1038 nucleotides long. RefSeq lists its product as uncharacterized. Gene Ontology annotation, biological process: regulation of transcription by RNA polymerase II. Lineage: Eukaryota; Metazoa; Arthropoda; Insecta; Coleoptera; Coccinellidae. The record is from RefSeq and is a predicted model, not a curated record. Gene Ontology annotation, cellular component: nucleus; transcription regulator complex. Bases 217 to 960 code for a protein of 247 amino acids. The transcript is spliced from 2 exons.